AUGGCUUUAUUAAAGCGCAAACAGAAGGGGAAGAAAGGUUUUAUGGCUUUAAAGCUCGACAUGAGCAAAGCAUACGAUCAUAUAGAAUUGGGUUAUCUGAAGGUUGUUAUGAACCGUAUGGGCUUUGCUGAGAAAUGGAUUUCUCUUGUGAUGCAUUGCGUUUCAUCUGUUAGCUACUCUAUUAUCCAUGCUUCUUUGGGAGCUGCUGAGAGUGUUCUUACUCUUCUUCAUACAUAUGAAGAAGCUUCAGGCCAAAAGGUGAAUGUUUCAAAGUCUUCGGUAUUCUUUAGUACAAGUGUUGAAGCUGCCCUUAGAGCUCAGAUCUGCACCAAUCUUGGUAUGGCUGAAGCUCUCGAUGGUAGUCUUUACUUAGGCUUACCGAAUAUUGUUGGGAGGAAUAAAAAUGUUAUUCUUGGCUUUAUUAAGAACAAUAUUAUCAAUCAGAUCAAUAGGUGGGAAGCUGGUGCAUACAGUGAGAUUGCGUUGUCUGUCUCUUCCCUCCGCCUCUCUUCUCAAUUCUCAUCACUAAUUCAUUAA
Cannabis sativa is the source of this 537-nucleotide messenger RNA. RefSeq lists its product as uncharacterized. NCBI's taxonomy places the organism in Eukaryota, Viridiplantae, Streptophyta, Magnoliopsida, Rosales, Cannabaceae. The record is from RefSeq and is a predicted model, not a curated record. The transcript is spliced from 3 exons. The coding region runs from base 1 to 537 and encodes 178 amino acids.